Molecule: messenger RNA, 1833 nt
Organism: Aspergillus glaucus CBS 516.65
Lineage: Eukaryota; Fungi; Ascomycota; Eurotiomycetes; Eurotiales; Aspergillaceae
Product: Zn(II)2Cys6 transcription factor
Exons: 5
Coding region: 1-1833 (610 amino acids)
Biological process (GO): regulation of DNA-templated transcription
Molecular function (GO): DNA-binding transcription factor activity, RNA polymerase II-specific; zinc ion binding
Source: RefSeq, a predicted model, not a curated record
AUGUCUCUACUGGAGACGUCCCACCGGAAAAAACCAUCGCCUUCUGUCAAUCGUCAGUCGCGCUCCUGUAAGGUGUGCCGGCUCCGCAAAGUCAAGUGCGAUCGCGUCAAGCCCUGUCAUGCCUGUUGUGCUCAUGGAUACCCGUCUCAAUGUGUCUAUGAAGCCAUUCCCGGCGAUGAGCCUAUCUCGCAGACCGACGAGAUCCGUAAUUUACGAGCAGAGAUCCACGAGUUAAGAUCGCGGCUCGAUAACAGAGACGAUCGCAUCCGAAAUCAACAACGAUAUGACCAUCUCCAACAAUUCUUCACCUCAAUCCGCUUCGCCCCAUUGCAAGAAGUUGAUCAUAUAAUCGGCAAUAUCCGAAAUCCUCGUCGCGGGUGGAGGCGACCAUAUAAGGCGGUCGGCAAAGACACAGGUAAGCUAUCCCAUUCCGAAACCCUUGCCAUCAACAGAGUGUCGUCCGACGAUGAGGAUGAGCUAAUCCCUCUGGGCGAUGGCACUUGGAGCUAUGGCAGUAGCAGCAGCAGCAGCAGCGACAGCAGCAGUAUCCGUAGCACCCCGUCCGACGAUACGGAAGCGUCAUAUGGUCGCCCUCUAUCUCCUUUCAAUCCGAACAUAGCUGCCAUCGACGUCUUUGUAGAGCGUUUUGUGGAUGCCUUCAGUCCUAAAGUCAACGUCAAAGCGGGCCAGGCGGGUGCUUUGCGUCGGGCUGCCGAGAUCCGCAUGUUUUCUCCCAUUAUCGGGGAUGCUUUUGAUGCCGUGUCGGUAGCUUUCUUCGGUCGAUCAACCCAGGAUCGUCGUAUUGAAGCUGCAGGUUUCCAACUAUACCCCAAGGUGUUGCGCAAUCUACAGCAAGCGUUGCUGGAUCCGGAAAGGAGUAAGGCCGAAUCGACUCUGGUAACAGUCAUCCUGCUUAUGGCCUUUGAGAGUGUUGAGCGGACCAGCGAUGCAGGCGUCGUCGCUCAUCUCAACGGGGCUGUUCGAUUGAUCCAGCAUCGAGGCCCGGAAAAUCACAUGUACGGCGUAGAGCAUUUGCUCUUUACCGAGCUUCGUCCGUACUAUGUUGGAGCCGCGCUGGUUACCCGUCAGCCGACAUUCCUCGCUGAAGAGGAAUGGAAAGUUGUCCCUUGGUCGGCCGGUACGACCAAAAAAGACAUCUUACACCAUCUGCUCGAUCUCGCUGUCGAGAUCCCAUCCCUUUUGGGGCAGUCUGACGACUUUCAAGCAGCUACCCAGCAACCAGGAAUGCUCAGUCCACAUGAGAACGCCACCAAACAAGCGACUCUUUGGAACGGUGUUGCUGACUUAACCGAACGUUUUCUCCGAUGGAAACGCGACUGGGUUGACCAAUAUCCAGAUGGCCCCCCACGCGAAGUUGACCCCUCAACAUCAUUCUCUCCAAAAGAAGACGAUGAACCUUUCCCGAUCUUCCAAUGUCGCGACCUCCGCACUGGCGCCGUCUUCUCCCCUACCAAAUUCCUUUACCCCGACCUCCGCCUCGCACAAACCAUGUGCGUAUACUAUGCCUUCCGUCUCAUCCUCUCGACUGUUGAUUCGCGUGCCCCGGGUCAAGCUAUCAGCCCAAUGGAGCAAUACGCACUAGGCUGCGAUAUCUGCCGUAGUCUAGAAUGGUACAUCCUCACUGCACCGGGGAACAUGAUCAAUCGGUUGGCGUUUCCUGUCCGCGUUGCUUGGGAGGUGUUUCCCGCCGGCGGGCCCGAACAAUGCUUUAUGUACGAUGUCCUGAAGCUGGUGGAGAGGCGGCAUGCGCUAGGGUUAUGGGGGAGUUCCAUGCCAGAGCUAUCACCCAGGACGGGAUCACCGCCCAGGUAG